Nanorana parkeri is the source of this 1698-nucleotide messenger RNA. RefSeq names its product failed axon connections homolog (gene FAXC). NCBI's taxonomy places the organism in Eukaryota, Metazoa, Chordata, Amphibia, Anura, Dicroglossidae. The transcript has 6 exons. Gene Ontology annotation, cellular component: cytoplasm. The record is from RefSeq and is a predicted model, not a curated record. The coding region runs from base 219 to 1439 and encodes 406 amino acids.
ACAAAGAGGAAACCAAGAUCAGGCAGCAGAGGGGAGGUGGAGGAGUGACAUCCUCAUAUGAUGCUGCCAUUGCCUCCUCCCUGCUAGUAAUCAUCAUCACAUCACUCUUGUGGUUCCUUGCUUCCAGGGGCUCUCCAUGUAGCCUUCCAGCCCUCCAAGCCCCUGCUUUUUGUUCAUGCAUCUCCCAGGCUGCAGAGGAAGAGGACAGUGCACACAGCAUGCACUGGGGUGUUGGUCUAGUCACGUCCAGGUCUUGUGUGGUUGAUCUGAGCAGAAAUCAGACCUUGUCGCUGUGCUGGUGUGGAGGAUCAGAGGACAACUACUCCUUUUAUGGGGACAUCAUCGCUUUCCCUUUGCAGGAUUCCUCUGGCGUUAUGUCAGGGCUGGGAUCGGAUUCCUUGUGGAAGAAAACCCUGUAUCUGACUGGGGGAGCCCUGCUGGCUGCUGCUGCAUACCUACUCCAUGAGCUGCUGGCAAUCAGGAAAGAGCAAGAAGUUGACUCCAAAGAUGCCAUUAUUUUACAUCAGUUUUCACGGCCAAUCAAUGGUGUUCCUAGUUUAUCUCCAUUCUGUCUGAAAUUGGAAACUUACCUAAGAAUGGCUGACCUACCAUAUCAGAACUACUUUGAUGGGAAGCUGUCACCUCAGGGAAAAAUGCCUUGGAUAGAAUAUAAUCACACAAGAGUGUCUGGCACCGAAUUCAUUAUCGACUUUUUGGAAGAGAAACUUGGAGUGAAUUUGAACAAAAACCUUAAUCCUCAUGAAAGAGCCGUUUCUAGAGCAGUCACCAAAAUGGUAGAGGAACAUUUCUACUGGACUUUAGCCUAUUGCCAAUGGGUGGACAAUUUACAUGAAACUCAGAAAAUGAUCUCCAUUCCUGGGCCAUUUAGCGAUUUAUUGAAAUGGAUUUUAUGUCACCUUACAAAAGGCAUUGUAAUGCGUGAAAUGUAUGGGCAAGGCAUUGGACGCUUUUCUGAGGAAGAAAUUUAUAAGCUGAUGGAGAAAGACAUGAGAUCUCUGGCUGGACUUCUUGGUGAUAAAAAGUAUAUCAUGGGACCAAAGUUUUCCACUUUAGAUGCCACUAUUUUUGGACAUUUGGCACAAGCAAUGUGGACUUUACCGGGUACAAGACCUGAACGGCUCAUUAAAGGGGAGCUCAUUAAUCUUGCUAUGUACUGUGAAAGAAUAAGAAGGAAAUUUUGGCCAGAAUGGCACGACGACAAUGACAACUCAUUAUAUGAAUCUGAUGACAGUGGUGAGGAGAGCAAGACACAGACCCCAUUACUGGACUUCAGUUUUUAUUCAAGGACUGGGACCUUUGAUGACGAGGGAGCAGAAAAUAGCAUUUCUCAGACCCCGGAUACUGAUUUCACUGGAAAUUCCCUUUUUGACUCGGAUUUGGAAAUGGAUGAGUAUAUUGAUCAAGAACAAUGCAAAUGAAGCACGUUCUUUUUUUGAGAGCUCCUGAUUAGAUUCCUGUCCUUAUAUCCAAUAGUGCUGGUUUUGCACACAUCAUUGGUUUAAACAAGCCUUAUAUCUGUGAGAGCAAUGCAGCCAGCAGGCUUAGUUAAACUUGUGCACUGGUUGCUGCAUUUGAAGAUGUUCAAUAUAAACUGUGACCUUCAUUUUGUGUGUUUCUAGAUAGAUUUGCUGGAGGUGUUGUCACAAUCGCCUUAUUCAAUAAAGAGUUCUGAUAACU